GUGAGACCUACACAGCCCACUUAAAAUGCUGUUUGUGCCUUCUACAGAGCAGCUUCCUUAGCAGUAGUAGAUUUGGUCGCUGUAAAUUGACACAUCUCUGUGAAAUUGUUGUUUCAGAUUCGUAAUCACCAAAAUUUACCUGGGAUGUUACCAGCAUGAGCAGGUUUAGAGUUUGAGGAGGACUUCUAUGAAAAUAUUUCAGGAGAAGCUGUGUUUUUCCAUAAUUAACAAGAAGCAAAAGGGCAUCUGGCACGCAGAGGAGAGUGUAUGCAUGUAUGCUUGUGGUAAACAGGCAAAAAGAAAUUAAAGGAGGCUGAUGAUCUUGAAAAGAAAAGGUGCCUGUUUAUUAAGUGCAAGAACAGAGGACGAGGCCUCAAGGUGGGAGAAGAAGAUGGAGACGACUUUGAACAGAAUUCAUCCAGUUUCUGAUCCAGAAGCAACCUAUUUUCUACAGGUGUCAUGGGAAAAGGAUUUAGGCACUGGCUUUGGUUUACUUCUUAGUGAUUGUCAGUGUGCCUGGACUGGGACAGUGUCUGAAUCAGACAUUUGUAGGGAGGCUGAUGACAUAGAAAUGAACAGAGAAAAAUAUGUGGAAGAGCUGAGGAAAGCACUGAUAGCUGGAGAAGAGUCAGCUGGCAAAUACAACUUUGUGAUUUCAAGAGAUGGGCAGAAUAAGGCCUGUCACUUCUCCUAUGAAAGGAACCUGAAAGAUGGCUCUUUCAGACUUGGAUCUCUGAAGCUGCAGGAAGUCCCAAACCCAGCAGAGGUGAUCAAAGAACUCAUUGGUUACUGCCUGGACAGCCUGGGAAAGCUGCAGGCCAAAACUGAGCAUCUGCAGAGGGAAAAUGAAAGGCUUUUCAGCAAUUGCAGCGAUGUGGAGAGGAGGCUGGAAAAAUGCGUGGAAGCUAAAGAGGAGCUGGAGGCAGACCUUUACAGCAGGUUUGUUUUGGUGCUGAAUGAAAAGAAGGCAAAGAUAAGAAACUUGCAGAAGUUGUUGAGUGAAGCUAAAGAAUCUGCAGCGGAUGCCAAGUGUGCAAGGGAUAGUAUCGCUGCCACUCAGAUGUUUGUAAAGAGAGAAAACGACUAUGAUGCCAGCACUGAUGAGGAAAGUGAAAAUCCAGCACGGGCCUCGUUGCCAUCAGCUCUGGAACGAAGGGAUUCCUCCCUGCUGGGCAGCCCAGACGUCGUGGACCCAGCUCCCAGGAGAAAAAGAAGGCAAAGGACAGCCAAACCUGCAGGGACAGGAGCUAAGGUGGCUGCUUACGAGGCAGAGCAGCCAGCCCAGGAACAGGCUGGCCUGGGCUCGCAGGCGACCUCGGCGCAGCGCUGCCCGGAUUGGGAUCUGGAAACCCUGGAAAACUCCUGUGAGCCCCAGGAGCUCUUCGAGGACAUGUAG
Molecule: messenger RNA, 1396 nt
Organism: Onychostruthus taczanowskii (white-rumped snowfinch)
Lineage: Eukaryota; Metazoa; Chordata; Aves; Passeriformes; Passeridae
Gene: XRCC4
Product: X-ray repair cross complementing 4
Exons: 9
Coding region: 317-1396 (359 amino acids)
Biological process (GO): positive regulation of ligase activity; double-strand break repair via nonhomologous end joining; response to X-ray
Cellular component (GO): nucleus; DNA ligase IV complex; DNA-dependent protein kinase-DNA ligase 4 complex
Molecular function (GO): DNA binding
Source: RefSeq, a predicted model, not a curated record